Molecule: messenger RNA, 336 nt
Organism: Symbiodinium natans
Lineage: Eukaryota; Dinophyceae; Suessiales; Symbiodiniaceae
Source: the annotation of a GenBank genome assembly
AUGUACAGCAGGAAGGUUGCCUGCGCCCACGAAUGUGGGGAAGAUGAUGCCGCGCGCUCUAAAACUAUGACUCUGUGCAGCUGGCGGACGACUUCUAGUGGUCCAAAGAUGUCUCAGCCUUGCCCACUCCUGAGCAAGUGCGAGCCAGACGGCUUGAAGGGCAGGAUGAGGAGCCACUUGCACCCUUUCGAACUCCCGCAGCCGACUAUGCCGACCACGACGUUUUAUCCCAGCCCAGCAGCAAGUGGCACCCUGCUGCCUCCAGAUGCCGCUGAAGGCACGACUGCAAGCAGAGCCCUCUCCAAGGGCGUGAGCGGGAGCAUUUGCGACUCUUGA